Molecule: messenger RNA, 909 nt
Organism: Cryptomeria japonica (Japanese cedar)
Lineage: Eukaryota; Viridiplantae; Streptophyta; Pinopsida; Cupressales; Cupressaceae
Exons: 1
Coding region: 224-721 (165 amino acids)
Source: RefSeq, a predicted model, not a curated record
UGGAGCCAGAAAAGCUCCAUAUGAAAAGCAGUUUACUAGGGCAGAAUUUACUUGAGCCAAAAGCAUCCGGACUGGUCCACUCCAGCAGACACAUCACGUGAAAGGGAACAAAUAAAGCAAAGAGAAAGAAAAAUGCUGCCUCCACUCUGAAGUAUUGUAGAUUUCACCAUUAUUCCUUGUAUUUAUCCAGUUGCCUCGGCCCUGAGAUCUAUCAGAGGAAAGAAUGUCGAAAUUGGGGAGUUUGGAGAAGGUAUGCGAUCCGGCUUCAGUGGAUGGGCUUAUCGCAGAAUUCUCGCGGGUAGCGAAGAGGGCUUUCGAGGAGGAGGGUUUCGACCCUGCGACCGUGGAAGAAAUAAUGAAGAAAAUGGAGGCAGAGGCGGAGGCUUCAUUCGCCGCCAUGAGCGUCGCUCAGGAUGAGCAACUCGCCGCCGCCGAUGCGGUCCUCAACGAUGUAGUGGACUCCGGCAUGGCCGAAUUGGACGAGAUCACAAAAUAUGGAAGUGAAGAGCUCAAAACCCUUUCUGCCCUAGAGACGGCCACUCUGAAAGUGUCCAAAAGACUGACUGCCGCAGCCGCCGCCGCCGCCAAUCGAUAUCUGGAUGCUGCCCUCGCAUCGGCCGCCGCCUCCGCAGCCGCCAAAUCUGCUCACAAGCAUAUGCACACCCAUUUUUUCCCUGCAUCUCGCGUCUACAGUGUAAGCGAGGGUUUCAUAUCUCCAUAAUAUGUCUGCAUUUUCUAUCUAUUGUUUUGUUAUUGUUUCAUAAUCGACUGGUUUAUAAGCGAGAUUAGUUUACCUGGGGUUCUUUCAUGGAUUUCUGAAAACCUUGAAAAUCUCAAUUUGUGUGGAAGGCAAUGUGGUUACAUAAUGGAUUGAAUUGCAGAAUGGUUUAAGCGUGAACAAUUUUUUAA